Epinephelus fuscoguttatus (brown-marbled grouper) is the source of this 4807-nucleotide messenger RNA. RefSeq names its product glypican-5-like. The record is from RefSeq and is a predicted model, not a curated record. Gene Ontology annotation, biological process: positive regulation of canonical Wnt signaling pathway; cell migration; regulation of protein localization to membrane. Gene Ontology annotation, cellular component: cell surface; plasma membrane; extracellular region. NCBI's taxonomy places the organism in Eukaryota, Metazoa, Chordata, Actinopteri, Perciformes, Serranidae. The transcript has 11 exons. The coding region runs from base 327 to 2222 and encodes 631 amino acids.
GAUUGUUAUGGCAGUUAUGCUUUUAUUGUGGUGCCAUUUUCUUAACUGUAAUAAGUUAUCGUUAACAUCACGACAGUUGCCGUACAACAGACAAACGUUUUCAAACCACACAUUAUUUACAAGUCCUUUGGGUGCACAUGUCAAUUAAGUAAUUGAGCUGAAGUGAGUGAGAGAGUCAGAGGGAGAGGAGGGCGCUGAGCCUGACACUGGGCUCCAGACAGACUUACUGGCUGCAGAUGAAGUUUUCAGUCACACUGCACCGUGGGACCUUGUAGGGAAUUCAUAUUAACCAUCCAGACUCUCUAUCUCCUCACUGACAUGUUGCGAUGUUCCGUGCAGCCUUACAAAACGUGGACUUGCUUUGGGUGAUUUUGUUUCAUUUGGUUUUUCUGCCGGAGACUGGCUGUAGAUCAGCCGAUGCAGACAGCUGUCAUGAGGUGAAGACAGCCUACAUGAUGCGCCAAAUAGGCCCGGUGGAGCUCGUGCCAGACAGGCCGGGAACAGAUGAGUCUCUGCGAGUGUGUGUCCACCCAGGGCCCAGCUGCUGCACCAGCAAAAUGGAGGACACCUACAUGGCAGCUGUUCGCAGCGAGACACAGCAGAAGAUGCGAUCGUACAGCUUUGAGCUCAAGUACCUGAUCGCUGGACACUCCAAGGCCUACCAAGAGACCUUUGAGUCGCUCGUGUCCUUCACAUCUAACUUGACCAGCACUCUGUUCGACAGCGCUUACUCCGCUUUGACGUCUGACUGUCGCCCCCUCGUGUUUCAGCUGUUCAGUGACAUCAGACAACACCUGUCUGGAGACAUUAAUUCUUCAUUGGACAACACUGUGCGUCAGUUCUAUAACGAUCUCUUCCCAUUAGUCUACCGCCGCCUGCUCAACCCUGGGAUCGGCCACAUGUUGCCCAAGUCCUCCGCUUCCACCAAUCACAACGACUGCCUGCGAAUGACGCGGCAGGAUGUAAGCCCAUUUGGACCCCACCCUCGCCUCCUGGUCAGCAGCUUGUCCCGUGCGCUCGGGGUGGGCCGAGCACUGAGCCGACUGCUGAGAUUGGCUGGAGAGGUUGUGAAUGCGACCGAGAAGGCGACGUUAUCCAGAGAAUGUGGGCGAGGCUUAGUGAGGAUGCAGUACUGCUCCCACUGCAGAGGGAUGACACUGAUACGGCCCUGUACAGGACUGUGUGUCAACAUUAUGAGAGGAUGUUUGGUGGGUGUAUCAGAGCUUGGCGCCCCCUGGGGGAGUUUGGUGGUGUUGCUCCAACGGUUAGCUGCGACCUUAGCAACCAGCAGCAACCACAACAGCAUGGAGUUAGCUCUGUUAGCAGUCCGAAAUCAUGUGAAUGAUGCUAUACUGCACGCUCAGCUGCACGGGCCACGCAUCACAGCCACAGUAGAGAAGGUGUGUGGACCCCAGGCAGCUGCUCCCAUGGUGCCAAGUGCAAAUCCCACUACCUCGCAUAUCACAGCCUCUGUGAGCCCUGCUACAUCAGUAACCUCAGAGAGGUCAAACGUGACAUCGCCUCCCUCGGUGGGUCCGGCUGCUCAUCAGCAUCUCCAGCCGCAAUCCCGGAGGUCAUUCCUUCUUAAAGGCUCCAGAGGAGACAAGAGUCGCAGCCUGAAGAAACUGUCCAGGGAGUUUGAGGGCUCAAUCCAGCGGUACCAGUGGUUUUUCUCAGAGCUCCCAGAGAUGCUCUGUGAAAGUGAGAUGGAGGUCGAGCAGCAUACGUGCUGGAGUGGCCAAGACGUCGUAGAGAGUUAUGCAGGUCGUGUGGUUGGCAGCAGUUUAAAAGGCCAGAAGGAGAACCCAGAGAUGACCGUCCGUAAUGCAGAUCCUGUCCUGAAGGGGGCGAAACAGAGGCUGGAGCAGCUAACACAGGAGCUGUUAAUGGACCUCGGCUGGGCCAGCAAAACCAGAGGAAAGGUGGAGGAAGAGGAGGGGGGGAGCGCACAGACAGAGAGGGGCAGCGGAGAUGACUGUGAUGAUGAAGAUGGCUGCGAAGCAUCUGGUGUGGAGAGCGGCGAUGAGACAGGUGAUAUAUCCAGCGGCCGUAGUCCAGCAACAAAGGACAUGGCUCCUCCUCCGCCUCGUCGUCCUGUACCUCCUCAUCACCUCUCACCUCCACAGGUUGCCGUUCGAGGCUCGGCCCACGCGUUGUCUGUUGAACCUUUGACACUGGCGGCCCUCCUGCUCCUACUGCUGUCACCAUGGGAACACCGCUGAUCACCGAGAGACGGGCUGACGGAGACAAAAAGACUGAGAGACAACCACACCUGUUUUGUGGUGUGGUUGAGUAUUUGGAGUUUCUGUAAGCACAGGUCAACCACUCUGAUUGUUUCUGUUUUGGGUGGGACGAGCUGUCGGUUCAUCACCGCUGCAGGUGCACAGUAUGCAUUUUUAUGUUACCUGUACUGACCUCUACGUGUGUUUGUUUAUGUGUAUUUAACUCUGAUAGGAUAGAUUGCACAACACUACUGACCUUUUUUUGAAGAGAGAUGUAAAUACAAAUAUAUAUAUAUUAUAUAUUUAUAUAAAGAAUUUCUAUAGAUAACAAUGGCUUGAUGUGUAAAUAGAGAUUAAUAUAGAGCAGAGCACAUUGACUUGGACGUGAAGGGAUGUUUUGUUUGAUUUGACCUUUACAUUAUGUAUCCCCCACGGAGAUUACGAUCCAUUGCAGCUAUAGUUCAAGUUGAAAGCAUUCACAGUAGCAGCAGGGUGCCCAAAGCGAAUGCAUGUUGAAGAGAACUCAGCACUCGAUAGGCAAAACAACUAAUUAUGUGAUACUUCAGACUAUUACAGAUGGCCAUGCAGCAUAAUGAAGAAUUUGAUGGUUUGGCCUGUUAGCCUGCGCAGACUGAAGCCCAUCCGGCACUUUCCUUUUUCACACAAACAUGCUCUUUUGUUCAUGCAAGCUGGGUGAAUUUUUUAUUUUUUAUUUUAUUUUUUUUAUUUCUGCAGCGAGUAUGCUGACAGUUUAAGUGUGUAACACUUGCUCACAUAUAAUUCCUUUGAAAAUGACUCUUUUUUUAAAAGCAGAGAUCUCCCAAGAAACUGUGUCCUGUGGUAGCUGUCAUUUCCACGUAUAUUAUACCUUUUAUAGAGUCGUAGCUGUGGGGAAAAUGAGUUAAGACUGUUUUUCUUCUCAAGCUGUACAGUGUUCCGAGUUGUAAAAGCACUACAGGGAGGGAUGUAACAGCUUCCAUUUCAACUUCAAUUUUACUUGUAAGCUGCCACAGACAUCCUCGACACAAGGCUCAGUUAAAAAUAAGAACAUCCUAAACAAUAAAAAGCACCUUACAAAAGAGAAGACUAAAUAUGGCCUGCAUGUACGAGCAGGAAGACAAAACCGUCUGCCUGAACAAUGAAUAAUCAGACAUCCCCUUGUCAUAUGCAAACACUGAACUGUCACAGUGUUUUCAAAUGCUGGCUUGUCCCCAGAUGUAUUCAUUAAAAUUACAAUAAUGAUAUUAUAUUGAAUACAACAAACAAAAUGCUAUAUAUCAGGGACUUUUCUGAUGCAUGUGUUAUCAGCCUGUCUCUGUAUCCAGAGGAGACAAGAGAGUGAUCAGAGUACAGCUGCGCCCAGAUCCAAACAUGUGAAUUAAAUUUAAUUCAUGUUAAUUAGGACCAUCAAGUCUCUCUCUCAAUCCCCCAAACUGCACACAACAGCAGGACAGACAACUGGAAUACUCAUUAAUACAUUCAAAUGGAGCUAAUGAUCCAGCUGAAGGACACUGUGUGCAUUUGUGUCAGUUUAUGACCGACUUUCUUCUCAUCAUUUUGUCCCAUAUAGCCUUUUGAAAUUAGCAGAAUUCCCAUAUAAGUGUGUCUGCUGGCAUCACCUGAGACGUUUAUUCAUGAAGGACUGUGACUGACAGCUGAGACACCUUAAGAAAUACCAUUAAGAGCCUAUGUAUGUGAGUUAUCUGGGCAGCGAGCCCAAAUACCGUGUUAGCUAGCAGGAUGCUUUUACAGCAUAAUCUGUCAAACAAGUGUUAUUAUUUGAUUAGAGUUUAAACGUUAUACCCAAAUGAGAUAAGAUUUUGGAUUGGAGCCAACUCCUCCAUCUUUCACAGCUCUUGCUAGGCGACCUACAUGAACAAAACACCAACACACACCAAUGCACACACAGGUAAGUGGAUAUAUAAAAUGGAUGGAUACACACUGAUUGUUUCUCAACACGGAAUGAGACGAGGAUGGGCUAUUGACAGCAAUUUCGGAGCUUUGGAAAAAGAAAUAGUUUUCCUAUAAACCUAACAUUUUUUGGGGUAAUAAUUAAAAUGAUAUUGUCUGGAAAAUGAAGGUAAGGCAUCACUCUGUGGAUGCUCACCUUCAUGUGAGAGCUACAAACUGCUGUCUUUGGAUCGCAACUUUAAUGAUGAAAAAUCUUUGCAGUGAAGUGUGAAUUUUGUUAGUGCAUAUGUGUAUAUGAGACCAAGUGACGUUUUUCAUAUCAAACGUAGAAGCUGUUUUGUUGCUCCUCUAGUGCUGUGUUGUCUCAGCAUGUGUGUUGAGACACACUGGUGUGCCAUGGAGGGAGCUGUGCUGUGUGUCGUUGUCAAAAAAAAUCAUUAAAUGUACUUUAUCAAGGUUUAACAGCUCUUUUUUUUUUUUUUUAUUAGAAAUUCUAAUGUUGUAGCAGUAUGCAGGAACACACACAGUAGCCAACAUCAACCAGUUAGUGACAGUAGUUUGGUUUCUCUCCCCACUCUUUAAAAACCACUGUGCUAAUUUAAUGAACUAAACCAGUGACUCUCAUGUGAAACUUAAAUAAGCCUACUGUAAGACAGUGUGUCCAUUGUGUAACC